AUGUCUACUCAAGACUCGCGCGGUAUUCUUUUCACACAUACUCGCCCCCAGGAAGGGUUCCGGCUACUAGAACUUACCCCAGAGCUGGAAGAACUACUGACGUCGAAAGAUGCACCUGUACUCGAGCUCAAAUCACCCUCUACAGCCCUUGCACAAGCAGUAAUCGACCCUACCGCCCACGACUACGUCAACCUAUGCACACCCACACAAACUUACCGCAUCCGCCAAGUUCAAUCCUCAAACUCCCUACAUAUUCUCCGCCCAAGUCGCGGCGAAAUCUCCCAAGCAGACAUCAAAGUCGUUGAAGAAGAUGCCGGCGAAAGCGGGGCAUUGAACCUUCCAGAUGAAGCUGUAACGGCCAUUUCAAAGUGUUCAUCGACGCUGGAACUGCACAUCCCACCGGGAGGGUUCUCAGUCAUCCCAUUCCUGGAGAAGAGUCUACGGCUUUAUGACCGGCGCAGUGAUGAUGACGGGGACAUAGCGAUGGGCGGCUCUGCUGACCCCACUGCUCCGCUGGGAUCCAAAAAGAUGCGCUCGGCCAGGGAGAAUGUGUAUCAGGAUAUCCCUAUGUCGACGGCGCAGUGUGAGCAGGGUUGGAUGGAGCUUUGUGCGUUUGUAGAUGGGGCUGAGGAGGUGGCAUGUUGGCGGCCUUCGGCGCGGUCUCGUUUGGCUGUUUGGAAGCGGUUGGUCGAUGGUGCUAUUUUGCAAGGCAUUGAUCUUGAGAAGCAGUUUCUCGUUGGGGACUUGUGGAAGUCUGUUGUAGAUGAUGAGGAGAUGGAGCUGCCGUUUCCACGUGCAUUGCUGGAGGCUGUUGUGAGGCGCAUCUGCAUUGCGGAUGAACGGCCGCCUUUGUCGGAUGAUAUUAAAUGGGCGAGCUUUGAUAAGGUUGAGUGCACACAAUGGGUUGGCGAAACAUACUUGGCUGCCACUGCUCCAACUACGUCGUCUGCUAUUGGAAGAAGUGAAUUGCUUCGGGCGUGGAAGGAUUGUCUGCCUGAGACAUGGAGAGGAGAGGUAGCCCUGUCAAAAUUACCGAACGGCUGCUACAACAGUCCUGACCCUACGACUAUAUGUUUUGUUGAACCCUCGCAACGGCAGCCAACCAGUAAAACUGCCUCUGCGCCAGCCACGGCUGCGAAGGCUAAGAAUACCAGAAAUUGGCACGAACUGCUCAAAGGUCGCCGUUGA
This is a messenger RNA of Penicillium hordei, 1188 nucleotides long. RefSeq names its product putative sister chromatid cohesion protein Dcc1. Bases 1 to 1188 code for a protein of 395 amino acids. The record is from RefSeq and is a predicted model, not a curated record. Gene Ontology annotation, biological process: mitotic sister chromatid cohesion; maintenance of mitotic sister chromatid cohesion. The transcript has 4 exons. NCBI's taxonomy places the organism in Eukaryota, Fungi, Ascomycota, Eurotiomycetes, Eurotiales, Aspergillaceae. Gene Ontology annotation, cellular component: chromosome, centromeric region; nucleus; chromatin.